Belonocnema kinseyi is the source of this 1727-nucleotide messenger RNA. RefSeq names its product alpha-2-macroglobulin receptor-associated protein. Gene Ontology annotation, molecular function: receptor antagonist activity; low-density lipoprotein particle receptor binding; heparin binding. Gene Ontology annotation, biological process: regulation of receptor-mediated endocytosis. Bases 1 to 948 code for a protein of 315 amino acids. Gene Ontology annotation, cellular component: endomembrane system; endoplasmic reticulum. The transcript is spliced from 7 exons. The record is from RefSeq and is a predicted model, not a curated record. Lineage: Eukaryota; Metazoa; Arthropoda; Insecta; Hymenoptera; Cynipidae.
AUGGGAAAGGGUGUAAAGGGGAAAGGAAAAGGUAAGGAGGAAAUGAGGAAAGGAAAACGUUUGACGGAUCCUCAAUUACAGUCUCUAUUCAGUGAUUUAAAAAUUCACGACAAGGAAGAAAUUGCAUUCAAGCACUUGAAAUCCGAUGGGAAAGAUCUAGAUGGAUUAGGGGAAGCAAGAUUAAGAAAGAAGUUAAUUGGUAUAAUGAGUAGCUAUGAUCUGUUGGAACACUUUGCUGAUACAGAUGAUCCCGAAGUACUUCAAAAACACAAAUCUCUUAACGACGGCAGUAAUUAUGUAGCAAAAAAUGUUUUCAGGGAUAAGAGAUUGAAUAAACUGUGGGCUAAGGCUGAAAUGGCUGGCUUUACUCAUGACGAGCUUAGUGCCUUAAAGGAAGAAUUUACACAUCAUCAGGAUAAAUUAGAAGAAUAUAUGAGCCUUCUUACAGACAUAGAAACUGGAGAUAUGGAAAUUCAAGAAAACAGCCUUCAUGAAAAACCUGAAAGCUGGAAUAUACUUGAUGCAGAGGAGACAAAUGAAAUACCAGGGAAAAAACUUAAUUAUUUGGGAAAGGCAAAUUUAGUUCGGGAAAAGCACUUGGAAAUCAAAAGUGGAUUUGAUCACUUAAAAAGACUGACUGCCAAAGGUCCCAAUCAUAAGGAAUUUUUAGAACCAAAAGUGCAAGGUCUAUGGAGAAUUGCACUUGCAGCUAAAUUUACUUCUAACGAACUUGCAUCUUUAAAGGAAGAACUUUUACACUAUGAAUCAAGAUUGCUUAAACUACGUCAUUUACACACAGAGGCGGCCCUUGUGGCAGCUGGGAAAGGAAAACCUUACGAUAUUGAUAAUGCUACGAAUCAACAACACAUAAAAAAACAUGCCCGAACCGUAGAGAAACUUCACAUAGAGCUUGAAGCAAAAAUUAUGCAAAAACAUUACGAACUAUAGUAUCCAGGUUAAGCAUUUUGCUUCCGACUUUAGUGCCAAGACGCAUUAAACAAUUAGACGAUUAAACAUGUGUGAUUUGUGCUUCAUGUUAUUGAAUCUCAAUAUUAAGAUUGCAUGUUUUUAAUGAUAUAAAUAACUAAUAAUAACUAAUAUUAAAUCUUUAUAUUCUGUAGAUAUAAACAUAUUGAAUGGCUCGUUACAAGUAAACUAAUUAGAGGUAUAGUUAAAAGAACGAUUAGAAUUUGUUUUUGGACAAAGAUAUACAAUUAAAGUUUCACUUACGAGAAGAAAAAUUGUGCACGUUUAAGAAAGGUUGAUGCCUUCUGUUGUUUUAUAAAUACAGUCGAAUCAGGGUUUAGUAUUUCUGGAUUUAGCGUUUACGAGAAUUGACACCGCGCGAUGGGGAUAUGGAUGAGAGGAGCUGCAGGGGAGGUGCGGUGCUUACUCAGGCGUCACAAAACAGAGAGAGAAAAACAUGAAAGAGACAAAAUAGUUUCGAAACUGGAUUUAAUGUCACGUGCAGUCCCAAAUUGACAUUAAAUCCAAGUUUGACUAUAAUUUGAUUACAAAUACGAAUUUUGUUAUUGAGUUAUUUUCAGGGUAAAUUUAAGCAAACAGCUUUACAAAUGAAGAAUACACGCAAGCAAAUUGAAAAGGUUAAAAGUUCACGUCGAUGUAUAAUACUUAAAGCGUGUAAAAGUGUCUAACCUUAUUGGACCUCUCUGGUCUUUUAUAUAUUUAUAAACGAAGUGGCAGAAAAUAAAGAAAUUUCCGCGAAA